UUUACAAGGGUUGAAAAAAGACCUGUAGUCAUAAAAUCCCCUAAGCAGACGCUCCUGAUGUUCCACAGAACCUCUUUUUCAUCUCUCCCUGUUCAAAGAGAGAGAGAGAGAGAGAGAGGAGGAGAGAGAGGGAGAGAAAGUGAGCUCACGUUCACACAUUGGUAAAGAGGCUGGUCUUGCAAUGCCUUUGAAUAUUUUACUUUUAGUCAGUUUCCCAUCAGAGUCAGAGUCAUACAUGCACACACUGAGCUGAAGCAAACUACAGCAAUGGACAGCACUAGAAGAUUUGAAAUCUAAUCACAUGCAUUAUACCUCUUGGAUAUAUUUUUAAUUCACACACACACACACACACACACACACACACACUUCUACAUAUAUAUAUAUAGAUACAGAUAUAGACAGCGACAAUCUCAUCCACACCACCUCCAAACAAACACCUUUUUCUUUUCUCAGAGGAUACACAUACACACACAUCUCUCUUUAUCUCCUCCUGGCUUCCUGGAGGAUUGUGCCGGCUGUUUUUCAUGGAGAAAGUCCAGGGAGAAAUGGAGAUUGAGAGAUGGGAAAGGAGCGAAGAGCUGUCAGAUGCCGAGAAAAAGGUGAUUCAAGAGACCUGGAGCAGAGUGUACAUGAACUGCGAGGAUGUUGGGGUCUCCAUACUGAUCAGGUUUUUUGUCAAAUUCCCGUCUGCCAAGCAGUACUUCAGUCAAUUCAAGCACAUGGAGGACCCCCUGGAGAUGGAGAGGACCCCACAGCUGCGCAAGCAUGCCCGGCGGGUCAUGGGCGCUGUUAACACCGUAGUGGAGAACAUCAACGACUCCGAAAAGGUCUCAUCUGUUUUGGCCCUGGUGGGCAAGGCCCAUGCCCUCAAGCACAAAGUGGAGCCUGUCUACUUCAAGUUCUUCACCGGCGUCAUGCUGGAGGUCAUCGCCGAAGAAUAUGCCAACGACUUCACCCCAGAGGUGCAGAGAGCCUGGACCAAGGUGAAGAGCCUCAUCUACACCCACGUGACUGCCGCGUACAAGGAGGUGGGCUGGGUGCAGUAUCCAAACUCCACCAUGAGCCCCCUGGUGGCAGCGGCAGCAGCAAAGUGACAGAGCCUCCACUGCCAACCUGAAACACUGCUGUCCAUGAAGAGCAUCUUGCAUUGAACCACAACAGUGCCCAAGAGAACUGCAUCUGUCUCAUUUAAAGUGAUUAUUCAGUAUACGUAUAUUAGAACGUGGGAGAACUUCAGGGGAUUCCUGUAACCAGACCAACAAUGUUGUACACAUGCAUCAGCAUUUCCCUGACUACAGACAGUCAAUUUCAAAUCACUUGUGCUGUGACUGGGAAAAAAUAGCUUCCAUUUCCUGCUAUGACCAUUAGCAGAAUGAGAUCAUCUGGGAGUCAUGAGACCUUCUAUAGUUCCUGAGAAUGCCCUGCAGCGUGCAUUACGUUGAAUAAACACUGAGUUCUUUUAAAAAGAAAUUCCAGCCUUGAAGAAUGGGAAAGAUCUUCAGAUUACAGAGUUCCUAUCCUACAAAUAUUUACACAGAUAAGUAACUUUGCACCCAUACAUACUCACAUACUAAAAAGUUAUUUAUGACCAUCAGAGUUUUCAGGAUCAAGACUGUAUAUGCAUGAUCCAUUCUCGCAACAUCCACAUGAUAUAGCUGAUCACAGCCAAUCUGGCCUAGAUCUCAACUCUUAAUGGUGGACCUAAUUCUGACCUUACUUAAUCAACUUCCAAGUCAAUUUCUUUUAUUUACACUGAAUUAGCAUGAAGCAGAGUCAGACCCAGAUUAUACAUCAUUUUCAUGUUUUAAUUCUUUUCCUUAUUAUUAGGAUUGGAAGGAUUUGACUUUUAUCUCUGGCGAAACUCAAAAAGAAAUACUGAUGUUUAUUUCUAAAGCUUUUUCAAAUGAUUGACUAAAACGUUUUUUUCUUUAUUUCCCACUAAUGCAAACGUGUACUAGUUAUUCAAAAAAUGAAUGACUUAGAAGCUGAGAUUCAAAACAGAUUCAGAAAUAAAAUCAUGAUCAUAUUCCAUGAUAUUAAUGUACUUUUAUUUUAUUUUUAAGCAGAGUAGAAUAGUGAUUUUUUUAAUUAACACAAACACUUAUUAGCCUUUAAGUACUAUUUAAAAAUAAUUAACUUUCCUUUUUUUGUAAAUUUUAGUUACUAACUAUACAUAUUCUCUCUCUUCUUCUUCUAUUUAUUUAUUUAUUGGUAGAAGGAAAGAUUGACUCUACACAAAUAACAGCCAUAAACUUUCAGGCUAAACUGCUUUUAUUUUAGAUUAAAGGAAACAAAAGAAGAAACAAAAGUAAAGUUUCCCUGAGAGGGCACAGUGAGUACUUCUCUAUAACAAUCUGUACUAAAGUCUGAGAACAAAAUGGCUGUUGUCUCUGCCUGCAGGCUGAGCUCUUAGAUAUUGUAAGAUGCAGGACACAAAAUAAUGAAACGUAGGCUACUUCUACUCUAGGGGUGUAAUUCCCAGCUCACAUACACACAUUUGCACUAGCUCUCAGCAGUGUAGCUGCAGUAGCAGCAUGGGCUAGUCACCCUGAAUACAAACCCACACACAUGGGUAAGUACUGGGGGCAGCUAACCCACGCCGCUGCUUGCACUCCUGUGGCUUCACUACAAUUUUAAGCAUGCUAGCUCGAUAAGAACUAGUGCAAGUGUCGGCUUGUGCUGGGACUCACACCCCCAGCUCUAAGUGUAGACAUCACCAUCGUUCCAUAGCUACCAGCACCACACCAUCUACUCAGCCAAACCUAAUCCUUCCAGCCCUGUUCUAACCUGCCAAAUCCACAACUUGUCUGUCAUUUGAUUUGUCUGUCAAGUGUCAUGCACAACUAUGGGAUUGUAUAAAUAAUAAAUCCAUAAAUAUUAUUGUUAUAAAGUAUACUGUUACAUUACAAAGGUGAUUUUGGAAUGUGUGUGAUGCUUCGUUUUGGGUAUCAUUCUCCUAAUGAAAACACCCUCGUCUUCACUGUCCUA
Molecule: messenger RNA, 2988 nt
Organism: Chrysemys picta bellii (western painted turtle)
Lineage: Eukaryota; Metazoa; Chordata; Testudines; Emydidae
Gene: CYGB
Product: cytoglobin
Biological process (GO): oxygen transport
Molecular function (GO): oxygen binding; heme binding; iron ion binding
Source: RefSeq, a predicted model, not a curated record